Molecule: messenger RNA, 1074 nt
Organism: Osmerus eperlanus (European smelt)
Lineage: Eukaryota; Metazoa; Chordata; Actinopteri; Osmeriformes; Osmeridae
Gene: tmem223
Product: transmembrane protein 223
Exons: 2
Coding region: 231-965 (244 amino acids)
Biological process (GO): nervous system development
Cellular component (GO): mitochondrion
Source: RefSeq, a predicted model, not a curated record
UGCGCUUUUUAAUUCGUGGCAGAUCAUUUUUGUACGACCGCGCUGUCCGUAGUUUGCAUCCGUAAUAUAACAUGGCGCCGCUCUCUUCAACACAUCAUGUGUAAAGCAAGGAUAAAUGAUGCGUUGGGGACAAAUAUGUUGAAAGCAAUAGCUGAUAGUAGUUGAUUAAUAAAAACUUUUGAACCGUUGAAGAACGAAAGGGAUCUCGUAGUGGACGUGGAAGCGGAACUAUGGGGUUGUAUCAUUUACUGUGUUGCCCCAGCGUUGCACGCCAAAAACUGUUAAAGUCAAUGACGACUUACACGCUUAGUUUCGGUUCCAACUUAAGAUCGUUCAAUGUACAAACAAAGCCAGGCGUAUGUAACGUUUUACUAAAGACCAACAAACAGCAAACUAUUUAUCGCCCAUUUUCCAUCUCUACAGCUGUCACUAAAGAUGUCAUUCUGUUUGAACACAACCGAACCAGGUUCUUUCGCCUCUUAACAGUCUUCUGUGGCGGUCAGGUUCUUUUCUGGACAUACCUGGCCUACUUUGCUUUCACCGGCCUACGAGAUACAAGUGGAAAAAAAGUAGAGACAACUGGUUUGGCAGGCUUUUGGAGUUUUGAAAUGAACUUGGGGUCUGUUGCUUGGAGAUACGGUUUCACGUUGACUUGUCUUGUUAUUGGAGGAGGAAUUGGGGGAUUUGGUGCCCUUUUCUGUCGCCGGUCAGUCAGUCAAGUGAUUUUGCACAAGGGAGGUUCAAUGGUCACAGUCACCACCCAGUCCCCUCUGGGAGCAGACAGAGGCAGGCGAAUGACCGUCCCCCUAUCAUCUGUGACCUGCCAUGCCCACAGACAGGAGUCUCCAUCUUUCAUUCCGCUCCGGAUGAAAGACCACAAGUUCUAUUUCCUAUUGGAUAAGGAAGGGACACUGAACAAUCCCAAACUGUUUGACAUUACCGUCGGGGCCUAUAGACCAUUGUAACAUUAGGCCUAAUUUUCAACUGCAAUAUGUUGUAUUGUGAUGUUAAGGAGACCACAUCCGGAAGUAUUUUGUUUUGUUGUUUAGAACAUGGAAUAAAUUGUGAAUGUGA